This is a messenger RNA of Lottia gigantea (owl limpet), 1038 nucleotides long. RefSeq lists its product as hypothetical. The record is from RefSeq and is a predicted model, not a curated record. Lineage: Eukaryota; Metazoa; Mollusca; Gastropoda; Lottiidae. The coding region runs from base 1 to 1038 and encodes 345 amino acids. The transcript has 11 exons.
AUGCAUUCAGAUUUACAUAAGGUUUCCAGGUUUGUUGACAUUUCAGCAUUAAGAGUUUCAUUAGGGUUCCAGGGUAGAAGAAGGUUUUCAGGCAAUGACUUUGACAGACGAAAAUCUGACCAACCAUAUGAUAUCCAUCCACCAUCAGAUGAGUUCUUUCCCCUUACAAGAGCACGAUCAGUUCCAUAUCAACUACAGUAUACUCAACAACCACUUCUACCACCUAAACCACCACAAUAUAGUGGUAAUUACCAACAACAGCCUACACCUAUAGCCCAAUCCACACCAUUUCAUACAAAUCCAUACAACGAUUCAGGAUUUGUACCAAGCUAUGGUUCCAGUCUCCCAAAUAUCAAUAUAUCAGAUCCAAAGAUGGGCAACAAAUUGUCCACAAAUGCGUAUGCUGGUUCAACCUAUCCUGCAAAUUUCACUACAAAUAAUUUUGGACCAGUGGAAAAUCAUUAUGAGCUCAAGAAACAAAAUGAAGAUUUAAAAGAAGAGCUUGAUUUUAUAAGAACCCAGAUGGCAAAUCAAAGCAGUGAACUCAAUUACUAUAAGGCAAUGUGGGAUGAAUACUGUAAAAAAGAAGUAUCAGUUGAUGAUAUAUUCAAUAUUAUGAAAGAAAAAUCUGAGAGAAAUGGAUCAUGGAAGGGUAAAGAUGGUCAAGACAAGUUAGAAAGCCCUUCAGAUAAAACAAACUUCAGUUCCUCAGAACCAGAUGAUGAAUCAAAAGAAGAAAUAUAUGAUGUACACAAGAGAUUUAAUCAUGCUUAUAAAGAGAAAAAUAGAAGAAAAAAAGAAAUAAUUGAAUCCAGAAUGAAAAUUUUAAUACAACAACGAAAUUAUUUUCAAAUGCAGGUUAAACAACUGCAACAAGAAUUACUAAUGGCAAAAAUGAGAAAAAAUGACACUGCAUGUUCAAUGACAGAAUUAGAGGAAGAUUUCAAUAAUUUAAGAUUAACACACAGCAUGUUAACCUACGAAUUUUUUCCUGAAGACAAAGAAAAACCAGCAUCUGGUAAACUGAAUAAUACCUGA